Messenger RNA from Gordionus sp. m RMFG-2023, 2787 nucleotides. RefSeq lists its product as uncharacterized. The record is from RefSeq and is a predicted model, not a curated record. Bases 1 to 2667 code for a protein of 888 amino acids. Gene Ontology annotation, biological process: chromatin remodeling. NCBI's taxonomy places the organism in Eukaryota, Metazoa, Nematomorpha, Gordioida, Chordodea, Parachordodidae. Gene Ontology annotation, cellular component: cytoplasm. The transcript has 16 exons.
AUGAAGAAUAUCAGGUUACCCACCAGUCCUGAUAUAGAUACAUUGAUAAUCAAAGAUCUGGUGAUAAUCAAGAAUUGUUUAUCUAUAUUAGGUCCGAAAUUGGCCGAGCCUCACGUAUUUUACAAUCAUCUGGACAAACUAUUCAAAAUAUUCGCUACUAUCAGCGAAUUUAAUCUGGCUUACGCUAUCGAUUCCAUGCGACCCGUAGGAAAACACAAAAUUCAAGAGAUCGAGAACGUGCUACCCAAAGAAAAGUCGCUUUGCGAGGAAGCUAACCCGAUUCUUGAUGAUCAAAAAUCGUUCGAAGACGAGAAAUUUUACAAAUAUUUUAAUCGACCCCAAAUGGUUCGAUAUUACAAGGAGUGCCUCGACACUAUAGGAUACCACUGUGAUAUUAGGUUGACCAUAGAUUAUUUGCUAGAAUGGUACUUUGCUACCAACUCAGAAACCAAAUUGAAUGCUGAUACCGAUCAUUUCGAUGAAAACAGCAACGAAAUUCUAUUCUUCUUGAAUGAGAUUCUGGGAGGGUUCUCUCGAAAAAUGGCGGAUGACGAAAGCACGAGGGACAAAUCCGUGAAAGAGGAUGGAAGCGAAAAUUCCGAAAUUAUCGUCUACUUGAUGAAGGAAUUAUUGCCCGUUUAUUUGAGCCUUCGUAACUGGAAACCGGGGUUGAGCGACCCUAGCUUCGAUAAUCAAAAUGGCGUCAAAUUUUCUACGAAAUCGAAUACUCUUAUAUCCUCCAACUUCAGCGAUAUCAAACUUAAGUCAGACUCCAAAAUAGAGUUUAACAGGCGCUUGAAUGGCCCCCUGGUCAGCAUAAUCUCCGAAACGGACACGAAGCCUGAAAAGAUGGAGGAUGAUAAAAAACAUUUUUUGGAGUUUUCUGCUCUACCUACCAAUGUGAGCACAAACCUUCUCAAUUUGCGGAUUCCAGGGAUCUUAAACAAAUUUCAAGAAGUUCCUUCACCAACGAAACUUUCUAAAAAACAAUCCCAAAGCUCGCGUUCUAUCCUGACGACUUUGUUAAGCGUUGAAGGUUUAGCUCGAUUGUUGGAUCUGCUUUCCCAUUCACUCAUCAAAUCCGAUAAAAGCAUUAAGGCCUUAUUAAUCAAAAAAUCGCUCUACCCUCUACUCGUUUUAUCUGUCGCUUCGCCCUAUAAACCCUUAGCGGAUGUUUCUAAGUCAACUUUAACUAGUCUCGCUAUCGCUUUUGGAUACGGGAAUGUUAAUCGUCUGCUAUCCCUCAACGCUCAUCAGCUGAUUAAUCAAGUUACUCUGAAUAUAGAAUAUUUGGGAGUCCGCUUAGAAAACAUUAAUCAUCAUUUUGAUGUCAGUUUAAGCUUGGAUACGUGUCCAAUAUACCCCAACACAGCCACUCACGUAUUUACCGCCUUGAUCAAUCAUUACACCGCGUUAUUAGACGAUUAUAAGGAUAACGAGGAAAGUAACAAUAUCCCUUGCGCAUCAUCUAAUACAAACUCGAAAGCCGAAAUCUUAGUUUCCCGCUCGCCACAAGACGAGCUGACACCCUUAGCCAGACACGCCCUUCUUCUCACUCUAGCUAACAGGCUACGUUCGCAUUACAUUUUAUCUUCCCCUAGCUCGAAAUACUAUUCGGAUCGCCACAGUGCUAUGGACGCGAUCGAUAACUCCGAAAUUAGAUCGCUUUUGAUAGUUUUUUCCGCCUACGCCAAAUACGCUAGAUAUUACGCCCAGAAAUGCCGAAAAGAACCUUUGUUUGACGCGACUUUGUUGGCGGUCGUGGAAGGCAAUGAGAAAUGGAGUUUGAGAAAACACAUCGAAAAUGUUAAAGCCAAAAUGGACGCCGAAAGGAUUCGAGAAUCGAAUCACGAUCAACACGAGGAAAAGGGAGAAUUUGUUACGCCACUAGGCGUGAAGGAUAUAGGGGAUGAUGAUAGUUUGGAGACUGUUCAAUAUUCGAACAACCUUUUGGAAGAUAAGGAGACUCCGUUGUACGUUGGAGUCAUCAAAGAAGCGUUUGAUUUGUUACCCAAAUUUUUGUAUCACGAAGAUCUUACCGUCAAGGCCAUUGUACUCAAUACCUUAGAAGACGGUAUCGUAUCUCUCCUAUCUUUCCCAGAUAUACAACUACCAUUAAUUCAUAACCUAUGGAUACCCACAAAAUCUUGUCUUUCGACUUCACCCGUUGGUUCUCUUUCCUUCCCUUGCCUGAUUCGAAAUGUCAGAGUCCUCAAGUUAAUCCACGAUUCCUUAACCCUGACCUCGGAUUGCAGAGAUUUUGUGAAAUCCAGAGUGCUGAAAGAGGUCAUCAAGCCUUUGAUGUUAUGUUAUUACGGGGCAGAAGUUAAAGGGAGAACUGGUUCAGCCAACAGGAAGAAGGAUGCACACGUGGCACCUGUCAAGAAUUUUCGCAAUGAACCGCUUUACCUGUCCGUUUUUAGCUCUUUCAUGAAAUAUAUGACUGGGCUCUGCAUCAAAUUAAAUUUACCACCCGAUAUAGAAAGUGACAUCAUAACGAAAAUACUACUCCCCAGUUUUCACGAAGCUUAUAACCCACCAUUGGCAAAGGUGGCAAAGAUUUAUCUGGAUGAAAUGGCUCGAUAUGAUCCUUUUAUGGUUUCUUACUACCGUGACGCGUAUUUAUCUACGAAAACGGAUAAUAAAAACGAUCGCAGCCGAACAUAAUCAUAAAAUUACAAUGUUAUAGUUAAUGUAUUAUGAAAAUAUUGAUAACAAAAAAAUCAGGUGGAAAAAAUGGAAAAUAUUUCUGCCAAAAAAUGUAAAAUUGUGUAAUAUGCCGUAAAU